Molecule: messenger RNA, 522 nt
Organism: Rotaria socialis
Lineage: Eukaryota; Metazoa; Rotifera; Eurotatoria; Philodinida; Philodinidae
Source: the annotation of a GenBank genome assembly
AUGGUAAACGCAAUCGAUACGCCGACUGAUACAUUAUUAAAUGUAUCACCACAAGAACUACCAUUAGCUCAAAUAGUUGAAAGUAAUCCGGAUAAUAAAACAAAUCAGGCUGACCAAUUAACAACACAAUUGACAGAAACUGUUAAAAUACCGGAGGCAGCACAAAACAAUGUGGAGGAUCAACGCUAUCAGGAGAAUUCAAAAAUAUUGACUGAAUUACAAGAACGUAUUGAGCGUGCUGAACUUCGAGCCACAGCAGCUGAACCCCGCAUUGUUUCUCUUGAACAAGAUAUUCGAAGCGCAUACGUACAAAUGAAAUCAUUAAUUCAAUCGAAAGAAACAAUACGAUCGAAAGAAGGCAAUUAUCAGAAUAAUAUUGCAGAAUUGCAAGCGCGACUUCAAGCAGCACAACAACGAAGUAGUGAAGCUGAAGGGGAUGCUGGAAAAAUGCAGCAUAAAAUUGAUCAACUUCAAGAAAAACUAGCUAUGGAACGAACGAAAAGUUCUCAAACGAAACAUUAA